Messenger RNA from Hermetia illucens (black soldier fly), 1705 nucleotides. RefSeq lists its product as uncharacterized. NCBI's taxonomy places the organism in Eukaryota, Metazoa, Arthropoda, Insecta, Diptera, Stratiomyidae. The record is from RefSeq and is a predicted model, not a curated record. The transcript has 5 exons. Bases 57 to 1544 code for a protein of 495 amino acids.
UCACUAACUUUUAGUUAGAUUCGUCUGAAUGACGGUGCAGCAGUAGCAGCUUCAAAAUGGUUUUGAAAAACCUCCAAAUUCUGGUGUUCAUUCUAUUCGGGUUAAGUUUGGUGAGUGCUCAGUUGCCGUUUGGCUUUAACCCGCGGAAAAUAUUCGGAUAUGAUUUGCUACCGAAACCUGCUGCCAGUGAAACUGAAUGUAAAACGGACAACGAUAGGCAUCCUGGAACAUGCAUGUCCCGGAAAGAGUGCAACCAACUCAGUGGAACAGCGUCGGGAUCCUGUGCUGGAUCUGAAGUGUGCUGUGAAAUAAGUAUGGCUUGCGGAAAAGUUUCUCGAGCGAAAAAGACCGUCAUCCGCAGUCCUUCACAUAUCCCUGAUCAGUGCACCUACUACUUUAGACCGUACAGUAAAUACGUAUGCCAACUUCGGAUAGAUUUCAGCAUGAAACUAGGAACACCCUCGAUUCCAAAGCGAAACCUGGGAACGGACGGAUCUUAUGUCCAUUGCGACGAAACCUACAUAAAGUUUGGCAAACAAAUAAAACUCUGCGGAGUAGAUAGGAAGCAACAUGUUUACUUAACAUUCAACGCGGAGCGCGAUCAGAAUACGGAACUUCCCAUCACCAUUAUACACAAGGAGGCUCAAAAUGCAGGAUCCGACUAUUGGGACAUCGUUGUUACGCAAAUUGAGUGCCCACCUAAAGAGGUUUACUCGGAAAAUGAUCAACUUUGGAGUUGGAAAGUUGAUCGAAAAUUAAGAUUUGAUCAAGAUCUUAUUGCUCCCGAAGGAUGUUUGCAAUACUUUAUUGAGGAUAGUGGCACUUUUGAAUCAUUCAAUUACAAUAACGGCAAUGGACCAUACCUCGGAGACAUGCGUUAUGGUGUUUGCUUUAGAAGAAAACAUGGAGACCGAUCAAUUAUAUUCGAAGCGACCAAAUUCAACCUCAAUUCGAACAGGUACAAUCGAUUGGACACGAAUUUGAAUUGUUUCGACCCUCUCAACCCGCGAUCCAAUAAAGACUACCUCCUGAUUCCGGAUUCAUAUCUAAGAACACCAAGCGGAGUUUUUCCUGGUAUCAGGGCCGAGGCGAGCAAAUAUUGUGGAACAAUAUUAGAAGGAAGGGAAUUGUAUUAUUCGCCAGCAGGACCAUUUGUUGUCACCGUGAACUUCGAUAGACGAUACAGUAGAUAUAACCGUGUAAGCGAAGAAGGAUUCAGCAUCAGAUAUAACAUAAACUCACAUCAUCAUCAUCCUGAGAACGAUGACCACGAUCACCGACCUGGUCAUAAUGACCAUGAUCACGAUCACCAUCCCGACCACGGUCAUCACUCUGACCAUGAUCACGAUCACCAUCCCGACCGCGGUCAUCACUCUGACCAUGGUCACUACCCUGACCACGACCAUAACCCCUAUGACCCGGACCAUCACUAUGAUCCUGACUAUGGUCACGGUGGUCAUUUCCCGGGCAGCUUUCCGCGCGAUGAACAUGAGGACAGUCCAACAGAUGCUGCAGAUAGACCCGAGGAGGAGCAGGACUCUUAGUUUGGUUUAGUUUUACGAAUUUAUUUAUAUUUCAAUUCGAUAUUUCUGUUCAUUAUAAUUGACUUGAAGUAAGUUUUAGUGUAAAAGUUAUGUAGCACAAUUUUUAUGGAAAUAAAAUCCUUUUGGCAGUCUAUGCUUCUCAAGUGAACUACAAAAUUGAA